Fonsecaea multimorphosa CBS 102226 is the source of this 1020-nucleotide messenger RNA. RefSeq lists its product as uncharacterized. The record is from RefSeq and is a predicted model, not a curated record. Lineage: Eukaryota; Fungi; Ascomycota; Eurotiomycetes; Chaetothyriales; Herpotrichiellaceae. Bases 1 to 1020 code for a protein of 339 amino acids. Gene Ontology annotation, biological process: cell redox homeostasis; cellular response to oxidative stress. The transcript is spliced from 3 exons. Gene Ontology annotation, cellular component: cytoplasm. Gene Ontology annotation, molecular function: thioredoxin peroxidase activity.
AUGCCUGUCGAACUGCGCAAACGCCCUCCCCCAAAGGAACCAGCUGCCCCUCCUCCGGCCGCGAAACGGGGGAGUAGUAGCAGCACGGUGAAGAAGCUCGCGGGCAAGGCCAAAGCCGCCGUGACUCGGCCCUAUCCCAGAAAGACCGCUGGCCCUGUUGUGGGCCAAGUUCCAACGGAGUCGGAAGAAGAAGAAGAAGAAGAUGUCGCUCCCACCUCCGCUGCCAUCGUCCCCGAGGCCGUCCCAGCCACAGCAGGCGUCGCGGAAGAAACCAAAGAGGAGCAGCCUACGGCGAAUGGGAGCGCUGUCACGGGAAAGGCAACCGCCUCCGGGAAGCUGAGCGUGGGCGACAAGAUCGAUCUAGAAGGCUUUGGGGGCACGGUCCAGACGCAUGAUGGAACUAACGUGACGGUGAAAGAAUUGAUCGAGCAGAGCGGCGCCGGGAUCGUCAUCUUUACGUACCCGAAAGCGAGUACACCCGGCUGCACCAACCAAGCUUGCCUCUUCCGGGACAACUACGCUCCUAUUACGGGUGCAUCGCUCGCAGUCUAUGGAUUGAGUACGGACAGUCCCAAGGCAAACACUACCUUUGCAACCAAGCAGAAUUUGCCGUAUCAGCUAUUGUGUGACCCUAACGCGACUCUCACAACUGCUAUUGGAAUGAAAAAGCCAGGGCCCGGCAAAUCCACCACCCGCGGCGUGGUCGUCAUUGAUAAACAAGGGACACUCCGUCUCUGGGAGCAAGCUGGCCCUGCCAAGACGCUCGAGGCAGUUUUGGAAUACAUCAAAUCUCAGGGUAUGACUGAGACGGGCGCCCCAGCGGCAGUUGCUGCACCGCCUGCGGACGACCCGGUUGCGACGGAGGAGGCAGCAAAGCUGGCAGACCCAGACACCAAGAUGGAUGAGGUGCCGCUCGUUAGGACCCCGAGCAAAUCCGAGCGGGACGCCGCCGAGACAGCCGCAGAGGUGGGCGAGAGUGCUGCCAAGAUUGAUUCUGCUGAAGGAGAAGCGAAGCCAUGA